This is a messenger RNA of Arabidopsis lyrata subsp. lyrata, 1264 nucleotides long. RefSeq names its product UPF0725 protein At1g23970-like. The record is from RefSeq and is a predicted model, not a curated record. NCBI's taxonomy places the organism in Eukaryota, Viridiplantae, Streptophyta, Magnoliopsida, Brassicales, Brassicaceae. The transcript is spliced from 6 exons. The coding region runs from base 22 to 1011 and encodes 329 amino acids.
CACGACGAGGAGGAGGAGAAUAUGACGACGGAGGAGGAGUCUCUUUCGACGGCGGAGGAGGAGUCUCUUUCGACGGCGGAGGAGGGUUACAGUGUACAGAGAGACUUUUGGCGUCAAGCGGCGGAAUCCGAUGGUUUCGAUUUAGAGAACGUUAAACUACGACCAGGUAUGAAUGGAGUGGUCACUGGACUGAUUCCCUACGACUGUCAACUUUAUAAGCGUUAUCCGUAUCGUAUCUUGGUCAACCUUUAUGCUAAGGUUGGGCUUCAUCGUUACAAUUUGUUCAAGGGGACAAGCUUCAAGCUCGAUACCCUAAUGAAAUUCAACAUGUUACAGAACUAUAUGUCCUCUUUCUACAUGACUCUGCUUGCACAUGAUCCCGAUCCCGCUGCUAGCUCAUUGCAGAAAACCUUUCAGGUUCGAGUUGAUGAACAAGAUUAUGGCACUUUGCAUAUAACGUGCUCCAUUGCUAGACUUAAAGCCGAAGUGUCCACCGAAACGCCCUUCAUACCUCACUUUCAAGGUGGCGCACGGGCAUAUGGUAUCUUCAAAGGUGAAUUGCCUGAUUGGCCCUCAGAUGAUGCUUUCAAUGACGGAAAACGAUUUUACCUGGUGAAGGAAUCAGAGUGGCAAUCCACUGAUUGGAUUUCUAUGUAUUUGGAACUUGUAAUUACUACAACUGAUAGGUCGAUCACUGAAACGCGUCAGAAGACCGAAGUUCUGUCCCAGUUGGAGAUAGUGAAAGUGGCGAUAGAAACUGCUAAUGAAGAUGUGGAGCUGCCGAAUGAGAGACUCAAGGCCCAGAGUGCACAUGUCUACAUAACGUUUAAGGGCUUGGCAGAGCCUCGAGCCCCUCGGCGGGUUUUUGAGAUUGGUGAGCAUGUUGAACGCCAAGCUAUAGUUAGAAGAGUCAUGAAUCAUACAGGAUACUUGACUCUCAAGGGUAAGCUUUGUGGUGGUCAAUAUAUCAAAAAGCGUUCUCUGGCUCUCAAGAGUGGAGAAGAGUCCUAGGAUUGUAAAAAGCAAGCUCGCGUAGGUUAGGCAUUCGUAUACAUGGGCGUCUGCGUAAUGUUAAGAUCCAUUAGAAAGAGAAGUCAAAUAUAUCAUUUUAUUUGGUGGGGUUUUAGACUUUUAAAGAGUAUCCAAAAAUGGGAUGGAAUCAUUAUUGGUAGGGGAAAAUAAUGAUGACCCAUAAUUUGUAUUAUUCUCCAAAAAGAGCAUUCGAGUGAGUUAGGUGAGGAGAACUCUCACGAUGAUCUCCAAA